Molecule: messenger RNA, 3751 nt
Organism: Alosa alosa (allis shad)
Lineage: Eukaryota; Metazoa; Chordata; Actinopteri; Clupeiformes; Clupeidae
Gene: atp1a2a
Product: ATPase Na+/K+ transporting subunit alpha 2a
Biological process (GO): sodium ion export across plasma membrane; intracellular sodium ion homeostasis; proton transmembrane transport
Cellular component (GO): membrane
Molecular function (GO): ATP hydrolysis activity; ATP binding; P-type sodium:potassium-exchanging transporter activity
Source: RefSeq, a predicted model, not a curated record
UGUCGGGGUGCCUGUGCGGGCUGGGAGUUGGAUGACCCACGUGGCAUGGGGGGUGCAGAGAUGUGUGUGUGUGUGUGUGGGGGAGGGUUUCCAUUUCCCCCAAAAAAAGCCACCAGUGUCUGACACGAGUGUGUGUGUGAGAGAGAGAGAGACCUGGGACGACUCACUCAUUCUCCUCAUCUUUCAUUUCAAAGCAGCAGAACCAACAGAAAACAGCACUCAACAUGGGAAUAGGGUUGGGUCAGGAGGCCGAUCCCGUGCCUGUAAAACUUGGGAAGAAGAAGAGGAAGGAGAAGGAUCUGGAUGAGCUGAAGAAGGAAGUGGACAUCGAUGACCAUAAGAUCUCUCUGGAGGAGUUGAGCCAGCGUUAUGGAGUUGACCUCUCUAGGGGUCUGACCAACAAGCGUGCUGUGGAGAUUCUGGCGCGUGAUGGGCCGAACGCGCUGACCCCUCCCCCCACCACGCCCGAGUGGGUCAAGUUCUGCAAGCAGCUGUUCGGCGGCUUCUCCAUCCUGCUCUGGAUCGGCGCCAUCCUCUGCUUCUUCGCCUACAGCAUCCAGGCCGCCACCGAGGACGAGCCGGCCAAUGACAACUUGUAUCUCGGCGUGGUGUUGGCAGCUGUGGUCAUCAUCACCGGCUGUUUCUCCUACUACCAAGAGGCCAAGAGCUCACGCAUAAUGGACUCCUUUAAAAACAUGGUCCCACAGCAUCCCGUGAGGGAAGCUCAAAUUAACGAGGAAGUAAUAAGGGAGAUCCAGGAGAUCAAAGGUGGAUAACGCCUCCCCCAGGUGAUAACUCCUCUGACCCCCAAGGUGGAUAACCUCUCUCUUUACGGGGAGUCGGAGCUUCAGACUCGCUCUCCUGAGUUCACCAAUGAGAAUCCUCUGGAGACCAGGAACAUCUGCUUCUUCUCCACCAACUGUGUGGAGGGUUUGCGUGGUCAUUGCACCUGAGUGACCACCACGGUGAUGAAGCGCUGUAAGCUUCGCUGGCGUCGGAGGCUGGCUGGCGUGGGCCAGACGCCCAUCAACCAGGAGAUCGAGCACUUCAUCCACAUCAUCACGGGCGUGGCCGUGUUCCUGGGCGUCUCCUUCUUCAUCCUCGCCAUCACUCUCGGCUACACCUGGCUCGAAGCCGUCAUCUUCCUCAUCGGGAUCAUCGUCGCCAACGUGCCAGAGGGCCUGCUCGCCACUGUCACCGUGUGUCUGACGCCAUCGCUGCUUACGGCCAAGAAGAACUGUCUGGUGAAGAACCUGAGGUGGACGCCGCCCACUUCCACCAUCUGCUCCGACAAGACCGGAACCCUGACGCAGAACCGCAUGACUGUCGCCCACAUGUGGUUCGACAACAUGAUCCAUGAGGCCGACACUACAGAGGAUCAGUCUGGCUCUGGCUUUGAUAAGACAUCUCCUACAUGGUCAGCUCUGGCCCGGGUAGCUGGGCUGUGUAACCGUGCCGUCUUCACAUCAGGACAGGAAGACAUUCCCAUAUUGAAGAGGGGCACUGCAGGCGAUGCCUCAGAGUCUGCCCUGCUGAAGUGUAUUGAGAUGUCCUGUGGAUCUGUGAGAGCUAUUCGCAACAACAACCCCAAAGUAGCUGAGAUCCCCUUCAACUCCACCAACAAGUACCAGCUCUCUAUUCAUGAACCUGAGGAAAGUCCCAACACCAACCUGCUCAUCAUGAAGGGAGCACCUGAGAGAAUCUUGGACAGAAAAUUCCUGAGGUUUCGUUUGGCUGUGGGUGAACUUCCCACUGGCGCCUCUGGCACCUGGGCUGAUGUCCAUGAUCGACCCGCCGCGCGCAGCAGUGCCCGACGCUGUGGGCAAGUGCCGCUCCGCCCGGAGAUCAAGGUGAUCAUGGUAACCGGGGACCACCCCAUCACAGCCAAGGCAAUCGCUAAGGGCGUAGGCAUCAUCUCCGAGGGCAACGAGACCGUGGAGGACAUCGCCGAGAGACUCAACAUCCCGCUCAGCCAAGUCAACCCAAGGGAUGCCAAGGCGUGUGUGGUGCACGGCUCUGACCUGAAGGACAUGAGUGCGGAGUAUCUGGAUGACCUCUUGAGGAAUCACACAGAGAUCGUCUUCGCCAGGACCUCCCCCCAGCAGAAACUCAUCAUCGUGGAGGGAUGUCAAAGACAGGGAGCUAUCGUGGCAGUGACUGGUGACGGGGUCAACGACUCCCCUGCUCUGAAGAAGGCGGACAUCGGGGUUGCCAUGGGGAUCGCUGGCUCAGACGUGUCCAAGCAGGCCGCAGACAUGAUCCUGCUGGACGACAACUUCGCCUCCAUCGUCACCGGAGUGGAGGAGGGCCGGCUGAUCUUUGAUAACCUGAAGAAGUCCAUCGCCUACACACUGACCAGCAACAUCCCGGAGAUCUCCCCCUUCCUCUUGUUCAUCGUCGCCAGCGUGCCCCUCCCCCUCGGCACCGUCACCAUCCUCUGCAUCGACCUGGGCACCGACAUGGUUCCCGCCAUCUCUCUGGCCUAUGAGACAGCGGAGAGUGACAUCAUGAAGAGGCAGCCCCGCAACCCAAAGACAGACAAGCUGGUCAAUGAGAGGCUCAUCAGUAUGGCCUACGGACAGAUCGGCAUGAUCCAGGCUCUGGCAGCUUAUUCCGCGUGCUGUGAUCUGGCUGAGCGGCUUCUGCCCAGUGUCAUAUUGGGCAAGAAGACUGGACUUAACGAGGUGGAGGACUACUACGGACAGCAAUGGACAUAUGAGCAGCGUAAGAUUGUGGAGUUCACGUGCCAUACAGCGUUCUUCACGAGCAUCGUGGUGGUUCAGUGGGCCGACCUGAUCAUCUGCAAGACCAGGAGGAACUCACUCUUACAGCAGGGCAUGAAGAAUCGGAUCCUGAUCUUUGGCAUGUUUGCGGAGACGGCUCUGGCUGCUUUCCUUUCCUACUGCCCUGGCAUGGACAUAGCUUUGAGGAUGUACCCAUUAAAGAUAUCCUGGUGGUUCUGUGCCUUCCCAUACAGCCUCCUGAUCUUCAUCUACGAUGAGAUACGCAAGUUCAUCAUACGCAGGCAGCCUGGAGGCUGGGUGGAGAUGGAAUCAUACUAUUAAACCAAAUCAACACAUCGUCCCUCCUUCAGUGUGCUGCUGUGUAGAGCAGGGCCAGCGUAUUUCUGUGGGUACAUCUCUGAGAGUGUGUGUGUGUGUGUGUGUGUGAGAGAGAGUGAGAGAGAGAGAGAGAGGCUUGCAGAGUAGCAACACCAAAACAGACCCAGACCUGCUCUUGAGAUGAUCCAGAGGCUUCCCUGUGUGUGUGUGUGUGUGUGUGUGUGUGUGGUCUUGGUCCAGAAGGCUCCCAUAACAUUUGGGGAAAAUGAGGGAAUACAGUUUUGAAUUAAUUAAUUAAUUAAUGGAUGUGUGAUGGAUGGAGUGAAAAAAAUGAGUGAGUGAGUGUGUGAGUGAGUGAGUGAGUGAGUGUGUGGAUGAGUGAGUGAGUGAGUGAGUGUGUGGAUGAGUGAGUGAGUGUGUGGAUGAGUGAGUGAGUGAGUGAGUGUGUGAAUGAGUGAGUGAGUGAGGAGAGUGUGUGAGUGAGUGAGUGUGUGAGAGGAGUGGAUGAAUGAGUGAGUAAGGGAAUGAGUCAGGAGGUCUGCCUUGACUGGUAAAUACUGAAUGCUGCUGCCAUGCUCAGUCAUGUGACACGUGUAUGGAACCUUCGCAUUUGAAAUGAACGUGUGCAGCAAGGACGCCACAUAUCAAUGAGCUGUAUUUGUGAAAAUAAAGAAUUAAGACAAUUAUUA